UCUAAUAUUUUAUUACUCAUCCAUGUAGAACACCCUGUAGUCGAAUCAGUAUAACGGAGCGCGCUUGACGCGAUGUUACUAUGCAGUAUACUGCGUGCAGCGUUAUCCGCGUCUUUUGGGACCGUCGUUCAGAUUGCGAUCUUCUUACUGCAAAAUUCCAAUAUCUCCAGAGUGCUCGCAUCCAUGCCACCAGGUGCCGAAGACGAGAUUAUUCUGAUCGAACAUCUACCAGGACGGCGGGUGCAUCUGCAAGACUUCUUCUGGACCGGUCUGGAAGAUGCGCCGCCAUGGGUAGAUCCCAAUCAGGGCUUAACGUUUUACGAGACAAAGACGAUCGUUCAUACUGUCACAGUUUACACUCCGAGUGACGAGAAAAGCCCAUCAGACCCUAUAUCGCCUCAUCGUCCAGACACUUACAAUCCGGAAUGUAUCACAUGCAUAGAACCGACACCUAGAUUAGACGAUGAUGAUCAAAGCAUCGGAGUCCUUAUCGGAGAUGAUCCAGGUCAAAGAUACUGGCUAUUGACGGUUCUUCGACCAGGUGAAGCCGUACCGCCCAAAGUCGAGCUUCGUUUAGCUCGCUUGUAUCGAACCGCGUUUUCCAGACAACAACAACGUCACCUUGGUCUACUGUCAACGGAUCCACGAUCGCGAAGAGACGCAUUAUUACGUGGAUUAAUUGACCGAAAGGUUAUACCGGAACAUUUUGAAACUUUAUCUCGAGUAAAAGUUCGUCAAGAAGAGAUUUCCGUCAGUGCAACCAAAGCUCAAUCGUCCGAAUUAACCGUCGGGACCGUCGAGAGCUCAUCAAUUCACGAAGAAACCGAAGCGAGCGUUUCAAAUAUAACCGACGAUAACAAAUUGUAUUUUCCAAACGUUUCCCAAAUCAAGUCCAUGAGAAUGAUCGAAAUUCCCAGGCCGAAGACGAAGUUGCUGCCGACAUUCGAUGUCGACGCAACGGACGAUCGCGAGAAACCUACGAAAGAAGAUUUUGCUCUGAAAAAAAUCAUCAAAACAUUAAAGGGAGAUAUAAGAUUUUUACCUUCGGAUGACGAACCUACAACUAUCAAUCCAACUUAUAUCGAUGAAACUAAUAAUUCCAAUGAGCAAAUCCCGCGGGAAUCGAUACCGUCUAUAAAUUUGAAGUCUGAUUCAAAGUCCAAUACCGAUUUUGUCUCCAACCGAUCGAGCGACGACGAGAGUGCAGGUAUGCGCUCGAGAUUGCGUUUAGCAGAUGGCUCGAUUCCGGGAAUCGUAAAGGUCAGAAUGCAGAAUACGAGCGUUAUUGAAGGAGGUGCGAUGAGAUUGAUCUAUUCGGUUCACCUCGAUGAUAAGCCUGUUCCCGCUGAAACGGCCGCGAGGGACAUGGCGCUUCUCUCGCCUCAGGAGGUCGCCUUGGAACUUGGCGCACCGGUGAUUAUUCAAAGCGAGCCUUAUUUGAAGGAGAGUCGACCUCUGGCUCUAUCAAGAAAAAGGGACGCCUGGCUGCUGCUGAUCGGUGCAGCUAGCGCGGGUGUCAUUCUUCUAAUCUUGGUUCUCACCGGUUUGAUCUUGGCCGCCAAAAAAAAGAGAGCACAUAGUGCCGCCGUUGCGCCGCCGAAUAGAAGUAUCCUUAAGAAGGAACGCGAAUAUGCAGCCACGACACCUGGUCUCGAUAACGCUGCAUUUUCAACGUCGGAAACCGAAAUUAAGACGGACGGUACCAGUCAGCGACAAACUCCGCGAACUUUAUCCAGAACUCCGAUAACCCCCGACACGCCCGAUAGUCUAGAAUUGGGCAUUCACGAAGUUUCCAGCGACGACGACGAGGAACCGAAAAAGAUUCGCGGUUCGACCCCUUGGGAUAUUCAAGAACAUCCAGUUAAGAAAGCAAGUCCAGUAGCAACACCAACGACGGAGAUAAAAACACGACCACGUACAUCGUUACCACGCAGAGAUCUCGACGAGGAUAUUCCGGAGACAGGCCAGGCUGAACAAAUUCAUUCACGCAAUGCCUGGGGUUCAAGGCCACUUAGCGCAGGUCCGUUCCACAGACCGAACUUACCGGAAGUGGAUACUAGGCGUAUAUUGGCGGACAGCAGACUUCCACCGGAAGAUCCUGCGGUACCCUUGAUUGCGUCGAUCAAGAAAGAACUCGAAAAGUUUUCGCCUUAAUAGAGCGCAUAAAUAUAAAUAGGGGUUGCGAUAAAUAUUCUCGAUUAAAUACUCUCACAAAGUGAUAUAUCAAUCUUAAGAAUUAAAAAACGAUGUAUAUAUUUGAUAAACUUUUACCAAAAAAUUUUGUAACUCGACAUCGAACUUUUUCACUAUAAUGUAAAAUGAAAUCAUUUCACAUAUGUCAUAAUGAAAGCGCUAUCAUUUCGCAGAAGACAGAUCAUUCCAUAGU
This is a messenger RNA of Formica exsecta, 2386 nucleotides long. RefSeq lists its product as uncharacterized. The transcript is spliced from 7 exons. The coding region runs from base 73 to 2154 and encodes 693 amino acids. NCBI's taxonomy places the organism in Eukaryota, Metazoa, Arthropoda, Insecta, Hymenoptera, Formicidae. The record is from RefSeq and is a predicted model, not a curated record.